Molecule: messenger RNA, 957 nt
Organism: Acanthoscelides obtectus
Lineage: Eukaryota; Metazoa; Arthropoda; Insecta; Coleoptera; Chrysomelidae
Source: the annotation of a GenBank genome assembly
CCAAGUCUCGCCGGUAGAGGACGUCCCUUGUAACGAUUUUUAGUCUUUCGCUACCUCUUGACAAGUUUGACAUUUCCAGUAGAAUUUUCGCAGAUGUUGGUAAACAAUGGCGAGCAUAACGAUUGAGAAAACAAAAUACGAAUGCGGCCAACCCCAACAACUCAACAAAAAGUGGCAGCGGGAGGACGUUUUGCGGAAAACGGGCCUGUGCGUGGGCAAAGUGGACGUGUAUUACAGGAACGCGAGGAGCGAUGGAUGUCUCGUGCCCCCCAUUCGACAGACGGCCAGCAUUUUCAAGCAGCCGGUUACUGUUUAUAAAACACAGGAAGGUAAAGUAAAAUCCGACCACAAAAAUGGCAACCAAGAAAAACCAAAACAACUGAUGUGGGAAAAACGGUUAGAAGGUUUAAGGGCAUGUGAUAUAGAUGGCCAUGAAUUUGAAGCAAUGGAAUUACCAAAAGGACUCAAACCUGUAGGGCCAAAUGUAGAUGAAGAAACUAUCAUAAGAAGUGUGGCCACGGCUUUACAUGUUUCUACUCAGCCUGUUACGGGCCAAACAGCCACCAAAACGUUACUAGAGAAGAAUCCAGGCGUUUUUUUAGAUCCUAAACAACCUCUGGUUCAUGCAGUUAACAUAUCUGAUGACGAUAUAAAAAAGCAAGAAGAAAGAGUGGCGUUAGCUCGAAAAAAACUGGAAGAAGCUCUGAACAUGUGAAAUGUGAGAUGGAAACAUCUAUAAAGGAAACCAAAUCAUGACAUGACUCCACUUUCAGAUUCAAAGCUUGAGAUAUGACAGAUGUUCUGUCUAUUACAUAUAUAUCAUCUGAUGCAAAAUUUAUUUUAAUAAUAAUAUAUUGCUAUUAGUCCUGAAAUUGUAUAUCAAGAAUUAUCUUCAACAUUUUGCUCAAAGAGCGUUAUGUAAUUGUGACAAUUUUGUUAUGUAAUUUUAAGUGUAUU